CUUGUCCAUUGGCAGUGUCAAGACGGCUUGCCAUGGAAGUUCUUGGCCAUGUGCCUCUGAAGGUAGCUGAAGGCGAUUCCAUUCGCAUUGCGCAAGUCACCGAUGUCCAUCGAUUUCCAAGCACCUGCAGCUUUUGGACCAAUGGCUGUGGCCAGCGGGUGGACCUGGAGACCUACAGAGCUGGUGGUGAGAUCGAGCUGUUGGAAGCUGUGCUACGACGCGUCUCCCCACACUUUGUGGUCUUCACAGGGGACAUCCUCGACGGCAGGCCCUUCAAGCAGAUGGGCGAUACCGACUGGAAAUCUUCGAUGAUGGCAUUGCUAGAGCCUCUCCACCAAAGAGGGCUUCCCUGGACCUUCGUCCCCGGCAACCACGACGACGACGAUGCACCAUGGAGUCGCUCAGAGCUGCUGGAGAUCUUUCAGCUGCCUGGCUGUGUGGCGAAGGGCGCCAAAAGCUUCGACCACUGCGUGACGCUGGGAGCUGGUGAAGGACCUGAUUGCAACUCUAUACGUUUGUGGUUCUUUGAUUCAGGAGGCAACAAUCCAGAUCCCCAGAUUCGCUACGACACCUUUGCGCCCAGCACGGUGGCGAGCUUCCAGCGCUUGUCGCGCGAGCCCACGCCGCCCAUGGGCCUGGCGUAUUUCCACAUUCCGUUGCCAGAAUAUGGAGAUUUGACCCCUGUGCAUGGCACCCAGGGUCUCUUCGAAGCGGCUUUGCAGGCUGGCAUGGUGCCUCGGCCCUGGUGCUGGAUGCCCAGCCUGGUGCGGUUGCUGGGCAAGGACCGCGUGGUGGGCAGCUCCAAGCUGAACAGCGGUCUCUUCGACGCUUUCGUGGAGUCGCAAACUGUCAGGGCCACCUUUUGUGGCCACGACCACUCCAGUGAUGCCAUCUUCUUGCGCGAUGGGCUGUUCCUUUGCUACGGCCGUGUCAGUGGCACUACGCCUCCCAGCGAUUGGGAAGGCAGCGCGCCGCUGCCCUUUGAGCCGGGCAUUCGCAUAGUCGAGUAUGCUUCUUGUGGCGAUGGACCACGUCUCACCACCUGGAUCGAGACCCAAAGUGGUGAAGAUUCGGGAAGCCGCUUCGUGCUGGACGUAGAAACAGGGGCACCCGAGCGCGAAGAAGAGGCCGCUGCGAGCCCCCUGUUGUGGUCAGCCGACAGCCAGGUCAUGGCGGCAGCAGGGAUGUGUGCCUCGUCUACGCAGCUGGCAAGGGGCGCCUCCGGGGGCGCCUGUGGCGCCGGGGAAACCACCGUGACGGGUGAACGAUGGGAAGUGGUGGGCAAAGGCAAAGGUUCCUAUGAAAGGGUCACCAGCCUGAAGUACGUGGGCGAAGGCCACGGCAGCAUCAGCAAGGAGCCAAAUGUCUUGAUCAGUGGACGCAGUCCAGUGAUUGGGGCGAUCGUUUGCAUGCUGUGCAUUCCAGUGCUCUUAGGCCUUGGCUACCUGCUGAUUUGGAGCGAACGCCCCGUUGGUGCCGAUGAUGUCUUGGUGCCCCCAGUGGCCACGGAGCCGGACUGCGCCCCUCGGACACCGGCGAAGCCUGGGCUACUGAUGGCUGUCAGCGGAUUUGAUGAUUGGGUGAGCCAUCCUUUGCUUCAGUGGGCUUGUGAGAAGAGCUGGACCAAGGAGCGGCAGAGCUACUGCUGCAGCCACUUCCAGCGCGGCUGUGCUCCCUUGGUGCGCGAGGUGCCCAAGUGGGUGGUGCACGACGUCAACGUGCCGGUGAACGUGCCAGUGAAGAAGGAGGUGCCGGUGCCUGUGACCAAGGUGCAAACGGUGCAGGUGAAGGCACCAGAUCCCUACGAGUGUCAUGACACGGCCUCAGUGGAUGCCUGGUCGGCCGACCACCAGCGCUGGUGCUGCUAUGCCGCCAGCGUGGGGUGUAAGCCGAUCAUCGUGGACAAGACCGUGUACAAGACAGAGGUGCCUGUGCCACACUACAUUGAGCCCAAGAAGCCCAAGGUGCACAUCGUGCAUAAGGAGGUGCCCUACGAGGUCCCUGGUACUCCCAAGAUCAUCCCGGUCAAGCUGCCACGCAAGGUGAUCUACAAGGACCGGGUGCAGGUGGUGCCCAAGCUGAUCAAGGUCCCGGAAGCCGGGAAGGUGCAGAUCGUGCACAAGCCGGUGCCGCAUCCCGUGCACGGCCAUGCCAUCUACGUCAAGGUGCCUGUUGUGAAGGAUUCCUAUGACUGCGAUGAAGGCUUUGAGAACUGGUUCUUUGGCUGGUCCUCUGUGAAGAAGCACUUCUGCUGCAAGACGGAGCAGAAGGGCUGCCCUCACACCUGGCACGGCAGCUUGGGCUUGCUGAAGUACAGCAGCCUUCACCUUCAUAGCCACGUGCACGUGGAGGGUGAGGGCCAUGCCACCGGCCGCAUCUAUGACUGCCAUGCGGGCUUCUCCAACUGGCAGCAGGGCUGGUCCGUGUCCAAGAAGAAGUGGUGCUGCAGCCGGGAAGAGCGUGGCUGUGAGAAGUUCUACUGCGAGGGCGACAGCAAGAUGUGGCAUGCGGCCAAGAAAGACUGGUGCUGCAGCCACUUCCAGCAGGGCUGUGCAGCCACCACCCUGUCGCCCUUGGGAUGCGAUGCCACCUGCGAGUUGAAAGGGCACAGCUCGUCGUGCCAAGAGCGGAUUCACUGGACUUCGCACCAUUUCUUCUCAGGACGCGAAAAUUCCUGCGCACUCGCGUACAGCAAGGUGCAAGUGGAAUGCGACGUGUGUCGCGCCUGCUCCAUCGAAGCAGCUGGCUGCACGGUGCAGAAGGUUGCCACGAGUGAUGCCUUCGAUUGCCAUGCGGCCUACAACAACUUCUUCCGCGCUUGGUCGCCAUCCAAAAAGAAGUGGUGCUGCACCAUCAAAAGGAUGGGCUGCGAGGGAGAGUCGCCUCCCUCAGUGGACCCGGGCGUGGGCAUGAUGUGGAAGCACGUGCAGGUGAACGGCUACUGGACCUGGCAAGCCGUUGCAAGCGGCGGCGGUGGCUUUGUCAAAUUGCCAUACGACUGUCAAGCAGGGCUGACGCACCGCAGCACAGGGUGGUCCCCGGGAAAGAAGAGCUGGUGUGCGGCGGGCGCGCACCCGCCGGGUGUGGCCGGGCAUGGCAUGAUGUGGAAGCACACCAUGUCUGGAGGUCAGUGGCAUUGGGAACAGCACCACAUUGCGGGUCACAUGGACAUGGCGCAAAUGCACGACUGCAGUGCGCCACAUGCCUUACCCGCAGACCAGAAGGACGGGAGGUGGUGA
Cladocopium goreaui is the source of this 3239-nucleotide messenger RNA. The record is from the annotation of a GenBank genome assembly. NCBI's taxonomy places the organism in Eukaryota, Dinophyceae, Suessiales, Symbiodiniaceae.